Molecule: messenger RNA, 4856 nt
Organism: Pteronotus mesoamericanus
Lineage: Eukaryota; Metazoa; Chordata; Mammalia; Chiroptera; Mormoopidae
Gene: OTUD1
Product: OTU deubiquitinase 1
Exons: 1
Coding region: 303-1739 (478 amino acids)
Biological process (GO): protein K63-linked deubiquitination
Molecular function (GO): cysteine-type deubiquitinase activity
Source: RefSeq, a predicted model, not a curated record
GCGGGCCGCAACAGUGGCAGCGGGCGCGGCGCCCGGAGUCUACGGGCCGAGCGUACCGGUAGGGGUCGAGCGCGCGUUCUCUCCCCGCCCCCACGGCGCUCUGUGGCGUAGCAGGAAUUUGGCGGGGACCCGGGCGCUAUUUGCGGCUCUUUACGCGCGGGCUGCCGGCGGCCCUUGGGUCAUUUCUAUUCUAGGGGCACUGGGUCAUCGCGCUCGACUGGCCCCCUCCCCCGGACCCGGAGGGUGUGUCUCCCUCACCGGGGCUCGCCGCGCCUAUAAGGGGCCGAGCGGCGGGUAGGGACAUGCAGCUCUACAGCAGCGUCUGCACCCACUACCCAGCUGGGGGACCGGGUCCCACUGCCGCAGCUCCCGCUCCUCCGCCCUCCGCUGCUCCCUUCAAGGUUUCUGUGCAGCCCACAGCACCCGCCAGUGGCGCGCCGGAGCCCGAGACCGGUGAGUGCCAGCCCGCAGCGGCCGCUGAGCCCCGGGAAGCCUCCGCCGCCCCCGCCGCCAAGAUGCCCGCCUUCUCCUCCUGCUUCGAGAUGGUGUCUGGGGCCGCCGCUCCCCCAUCGGCAGCCGCCGCCGGCCCGUCCGGUGGGUCUUGUAAACCGCCGUUGCCGCCCCACUACACGUCCACGGCUCAGAUCACCGUGCGGGCCCUGGGCACCGACCGGCUCCUGCUGCACGGGCCCGAGCCCGGCUCCGCGGCUCCUGCUGCCCAGCGCGGCCGCUGCCUCCUGCUGGCCCCCACAACCGGUGCCCCGGUCCCACCGCGGCGGGGCUCCUCGGCCUGGCUCCUGGAGGAGCUGCUGAGGCCCGACUGCCCCGAGCCCGCGGCCCUGGACGCGGCCCGGGAGGGCCCCGACCGAAACUUCCGUCUGAGCGAGCACCGCCAGGCCCUGGCCGCCACCAAGCACCGGGGUCCCGCGCCGCCCCCUGCGAGCCCGGAACCCAGCCCCGGCCCGUGGGGCGAGGAGCACCUGGCGGAGAGGAGCCUCCGGGGCUGGGAGAGGGCCGGCGACCGAAGCGACUCUCCCCUCGCGGACGAGGCUCGGCGGCCUGGCCCGGAGUCUGAGGCACCCGCGGUUCGGAGCAGCGAGGCGGUCCAGAGCGGCGCUGCCGAGGCGGUCGUCUCCAGGUCAGAUGCCAGAGACGAGAAACUGGCCCUGUACCUGGCGGAGGUGGAGAGGCAGGAUAAGUACCUUCGACAAAGGAAUAAGUACCGAUUUCACAUCAUUCCUGACGGCAACUGCCUCUACCGUGCAGUUAGCAAGGCGGUGUACGGGGACCAGAGCCUGCACCAGGAGCUGAGGGAACAGACGGUGCACUACAUCGCCGAUCAUCUCGACCACUUUAACCCCCUGAUUGAGGGCGACGUGGGGGAAUUUAUCAUCGCUGCAGCUCAGGAUGGGGCAUGGGCCGGAUACCCGGAGUUGCUUGCCAUGGGGCAAAUGCUGAAUGUGAAUAUACACUUAACUACUGGAGGGAGGUUGGAGAGCCCCACGGUGUCGACUAUGAUUCACUACUUGGGCCCAGAGGAUUCUCUAAGGCCUAGUAUUUGGCUCAGUUGGCUCAGUAAUGGACAUUAUGAUGCGGUGUUUGAUCACUCCUAUCCUAACCCAGAGUAUGACAAUUGGUGCAAACAGACUCAAGUGCAAAGAAAACGCGAUGAAGAACUUGCCAAAUCCAUGGCCAUAUCCCUCUCCAAAAUGUAUAUUGAACAAAAUGCAUGCUCUUGAAGCGUCUGAAAACCUACACCCUGGGAAAAGUGCAUACAUCAUUUGUGUUUAAAGAAUUAUAUGAACUCUAUAAUCAGGGUAAUAGCACUUUUAAACUUUCUAGAUUACUGUAGGUGUAAUGCCUUAACAUUUUUUUUAUUUUGAAUGUGUUCUCGGAGCUGAAGGUUGCUGGACACCUAAAUAAUGUUUCAUGAUAGCCUUGGAUGAUCCUACUGCAAUUUAUAAUUUGCUGUAUAAAGUUAGCACUACUUAAUUUGCAAGCUAAUUUCUCACAGUGUAUAUUUGUUCAUUACUGUUAAUCUAUUUUCUAUAAAAAUGUAUUUUUGCACAACAUUUACAAAAAUUGGUGUAACUUCAUCUACGAUGUUUUCCAUUUUGACAGCUUCCCGGCAUAAACCCAGAGAAGUGCUUUAUAUGAAGCUUAUUUUGAACAGAGUUUGUGAUUUAGUGGCUAUUUUUUGUUGAAUUUGAAUUUUACAAUUCUUAGAUAUUAUUUCAAAUGGAGAUUGAUAUAUUCAUGUUAUAAGAUGAUUGGCCCAUUCCAUUUUGAUGAAACAUUUGCUUUAGAAAUCAUUUUAGAAAUGGUCAACCUUUUAAAGAGAAAUAAUGGAAGGGAAGAUUGUGGAUUUUUUUCUUUGCCCUUUAAGGGGCAGUGCCAGCUCUUACUUGAAUGAAAGUCUGAUAUUUGCUGAUGGCAGAGUGAUUUUUCUGUAUUCUGAUUGAUGUUUAGAGUAGAUUGGUGCUCUCAAUUGUUUUUAUUUAUAUUUGUCAUUUUGUUAUAAAAGAAUUUUAACAUGAUGUAAAACUUUGUGAUGUCUCCUGCUUUAUAUAGCUUCUUGGAUUCAACUGAGAUUUGAAAACUAAUGAAUGCCUUGAACCAACAUUUGCAAUCAUUUUAUAGCAGGAGAAUAUUAUCUUAAUAUUCUGUUCCUUUUAAAGUUUUUAAAAAGGCAAGAUAGGAUUGUCCUGUGUCAUGUACAAACAAAAAUGUGUGUAAAAUGGCUUGUAUGGUUUGCUGGGUCAAACUGUUCCCAACCUAAAAUCUUUCUUCCACUUUAACUACUUUGAGUCAUAUUUAUUAAGUAAUGAAGUUUGUACAUUUUUAUUUUGUAACAUUUUGUGGGGUUUUUUUGUACAAUACUGUAUUUGUACAAUAGAGCAAUUCUCAGUGAUGGAGUGAAUGAAUAAAAUGCAUAGUUUUACUUGUUUGGCUAAAGUGGUUUUUAAAUUACAAAGUGUUAUCUGUAGGAGCCUUUCUCAUCUACACUUUUUUUUUAACGUGUAAAGGUGCCACAGAUAUGAGACAGGUUUUCUUAAGUUCUCCCAUGAAUAGGAUAGGGUAAUCAUUAGUAAGUCCAAAAAAUAAGUCAGAUAAUUUAAAGGUGGAGUAACUCAAGAAAUAGUUCUCAUUAUUUCUAAUUAUAAUUCCUAUCUAAUAUACCUAUUGACUAAUGAACAGGGAAGUGCAAGUAUUGUUAACCAGCACAAUGUUUAAUUAUCAUAGUCCAGUCAGCAGAGGUUUUAAUGUUUUAAAGAGUAGCUAAAGCAGUGCCCUAAUCUUUAUUUAGUCUGGCCUUUUGAGACCGUGAGAAUUUAUGAAUUUUAAGAUAAUCAGAUUUAGUUGAGAAGUGCAUCUGUAUACAUAAUCCUGGGUAUGUUAUUGCAGAUUGAAAACAGUUUGGAAUUUUUGCUUUUCAGUUGUUUAGGUGUCAUGGUUAUAGACACAAUUGAGUAGAGCUUAAGUUCAUUGCUUAACCACUGUUUUGGAAGGAUGCCAUUGAUCAUCAAGGAAAGAUAAUUUGUCAGAGGUUUAAAUGUUAACUUCAUGCAUCUCUGGUUUUUUAGGGAAGAUAAAACUUCACUGUGUAACUUGGUAAGAAAAAUUAUUUUAAAUGAAUCACUUGGCUAAUAUGGUCUUUUCUGCACAUUAUUUAGAGCUGCAUAAAAUUUGGGGAUGCUUAAAAUAUGCACAAAAAACCAAUGGACUAAUUAGAUAUGUUUCUAAAGAGUAUAAACCCAUUAAUGUUUUAAACAGGUUCUUUAUUUAUUUUUUUAUUUUAAAGAUAGAAUCCUAAGUCCUUGAUUUAGACUUUCAAAGUGAUGGUUUUAAACAAAAUUAAAUGGGUCUGUAGGUUGUAUUACAUGGCAGCAUAUUUUUGUAGUUGUCUUGCCUAAAAGAUUUAUGUCUUUCCAUCCUCUUUGGCUUAGGUUUUUUGUUUUGUUUUUUUAAAUCCUUACUUGAGGACAUUUGUUCAUUAAUUUUUUUUUAGAGGCAGGGAGGGAGAGAAGAGGAGGAAGAGAGAGACAGAUGCUAGAGAGCGAUUAGUUGCCUUCUAAGUGCCUGGACUUGGGAUGGGUCUGCAACCCAGGUAUGUGCCAUGAUUGGGGAUCAAACUCAUCCUUUAGAUUACGAAGUGAUGCACCAACCAAUGGAGCCACGUGGGCCAGGGCCACGGCUUAGUUUUUUGAAGAAGAAACGUAGUAUAUAUUAUUUCUCUUUAUACUUACCAUAUUUUGCCAUGUAUAAUGCAAACGCAUGUUUUUGCUCAAACUUUAAGGAAAAUCUUUUAAUAAUCCAAUUCUUUAUAUUUGGAUACUUGUUUUUUUGUGUUAUGAAGGGAUUUUAGCAUUUAUUUUUGGACAUACGGUACAAGAAAUUUUAUGUAACAACAAAACACAAUAGAUACAAGGUGUUUCAUGUGCUUCCAUUGUAUAAUGCACAUCCUUAUAUUUCCCUGCAAAAAUUUGGGCAAAAAUGUGCACAUCGUACAUAACAAAAUAUGGUAACUUAAAAAAAAAAUCCUCACCAGAGGACAUGUUUAUUGAAUUUUAGGGAGGGAGGAAGAGAGAAACAUUGAUUGGUUGCCUCCCAGAGACUCACCUAUUGGGGACUGAAUGUGCAACAUAGAUGCCCUGACUGGGAUGGACUCUGCAAUCUUUGGUGUACGGCAUGACGCUCUAACAAACUUACCCACCUGGUCAGGGUCCUUUAUACUUAAUAUUUAUUCUCUAGUUGCUAUACCAGUUUGAUAUGUUUGCAGUAGCAGUCUUGGGUCACUGAAGACUUGAGCAGUCAAAGGUGGAAAUGUGGUUAAUUCUUACUUUUAGCAAACCUUU